CCAUAUAACUUCCAUAAUAUAUAAAUAUACCAUAAUAAACCAUCAAAUUUUGAUUUUUGAAAACCAUUUGAUAUUAGGUAUAUAUUUUCAUAAUGACAGAAAUGCACGACCCCGACCUACAAAAUAAAUCAAGACGUGCCACUGGAAUUUUGUCAGAAAAUCUUCAUUUUGUUGCAAACGAACCAUCCUUGGCGUUUUAUCGACUUCAAGAACAUGUACGGAAAUCUGUACCUCCUAUGAUAGAAAAACGAGUACAAGUUCAAAAACUUCAUAAGGAGUUACAGGGACACUAUUAUGAUGUGGAAUAUGCAAUAGGAGCUAUCAAUUCAAUUAAGAACUGCGAAGAACCAUUGAACAAUAUUCAAGAACAACUUAAAAAUGCUUUAUUUCUUAGUCAACAAAUCAAGUAUGAGCAUACUAGGCGAUUGAAAACUUCUCAAAUAGACAAUGAUGCACAGUCCAAGCCUAAUAAAAAUGUACCAGUAUGAUUGUUUAUAUAGCGUGUGCUUACUGUAGAUCUAUCUGUGGAAAAUCUAAAAAAGAUUCUAUGUAUAAACGGCUAUCUGCACACUUGACUACCACUCUAGACCUACCUGAAUUACCAGAAGCUAUCAGAGAUACAGCCAACAAAGUAGAAUCUAUGGUGAACAGUGCACGACAUUCUAAUAUAUACUAAUAGAGAUGUAAGUCUACUCAUAUGUAAUAAUAGUAUUACAAAUUUGUAAUGUGUAAUGUGUUUAGUAAUAAUAAUAAUAAUAAAUAUGGUAAGUGGUCACAUACUGUGUAUAUAUGUAUAGUUAUGAUAGACCCUAACACUAUGUAGUGCUAGAAGAAACUAGUAAAAAAAUGGCCAUAAUAAUAAUAAUUUUUCACUAUAGCAGUAGUUAUUCAUAAAGGUUAGAUAAUAGUAUUCGAUGGUUCAUAAUUUAAAAAUAAUAAAUAAUUACAAAAUCUAUAAAAGAAAAAAAAAUCAGUUUUUGAAAAGUAACUUUUAUAAAAUUAUUAAUAUUAUUUAAAAAGAGUAUAAGGCUGUAUAGUAGUAACAAAGUAACACCGUUAACCAAUUAUGAAUGUUUCUUUUUCGAAGGCGCAUCUCACACUGUACACAUAUAUU
Acyrthosiphon pisum (pea aphid) is the source of this 1114-nucleotide messenger RNA. Its product is annotated as BLOC-1-related complex subunit 8 homolog. The transcript is spliced from 5 exons. The record is from RefSeq and is a predicted model, not a curated record. Gene Ontology annotation, cellular component: BORC complex. NCBI's taxonomy places the organism in Eukaryota, Metazoa, Arthropoda, Insecta, Hemiptera, Aphididae. The coding region runs from base 93 to 488 and encodes 131 amino acids.